AUGACGCAGCGAUUCAAUACGUCCAUCCACAUAUUGGGAAUUGACACUGUCCGCCGCGAUGUCCUGAUGAGGAUCCUUGAAUCCUUCCUCCAAGAAAGUGAGCUCCGAAUGAUCCGUAUACUGUUGACUGAAACCUGGCUUGAACCUCGUGUGAAAGGUGCAUCGAAACGCUCCUUCAAGACAAAUGUCGGAGUCUCUCAAGGGGACAGUCUCUCUCCAGUGCUUUUCACCAUUUACCUGGAGGCUGCUCUCCGGGACCUACGACAGGAGCUGCCUUCUCGCCCUGCUGUGGACAAUGACCUGCCGCUGGAUAUCGCAUACUCGGACGAUGUUGAUUUUGUGAGCCGGGUUGAGACGUUUCUCAGUGAAGUUGAACAACAGGGUCCAGCAGUUCUUGCGAGAUGGAACCUGAACGUUAAUCCCUCCAAGACAGAGCAUACCACCGUCGCCCGAUUUCCCGAAAGGAACCAAGAAACGUGGCGUACUGUCCGCAAACUAGGCUCCCUCCUGGGUGACGCCGAAGAUGCUGCUCGGAGGCGUCAACUGGCCGCCGCCGCCUUCAACUCACUCCUCAAGAUCUGGACCCGGAGGAAGGUCUUCGGCUGA
This is a messenger RNA of Sycon ciliatum, 606 nucleotides long. RefSeq lists its product as uncharacterized. The record is from RefSeq and is a predicted model, not a curated record. Lineage: Eukaryota; Metazoa; Porifera; Calcarea; Leucosolenida; Sycettidae. Bases 1 to 606 code for a protein of 201 amino acids. The transcript has a single exon.